GACGAAGAUGCAGGGCCAAGUUGUUCAUUUUCACCGCAAACUCUCUUAGCCGUUCCAAUUGCAGGAGAUCGUCGGGACUAUGGGGCUUCAACCUACGGAGACGUACCCAACCUGCAUAGCAUCAUCGCAUCGCUUCAUUACAGCACAGUACAGUACCGUACAGUAUCUCGGGACGAGUGAGCCAGUACCCGUGCUGCCAAACUGAACAAGCGUAGCUCCCGGUCCGCUGCCACUGCCACGGCCACGGCCACUGCCACCCAGCUCCUUCAUUCAGCCCAAAAAGCCCCGACGCCAGAACUCAAACUCCAGAUCGCCAGCGAACGAACCAGAACCUGCAUUCUGGGUUCGACGAACGCGAUCGCACAUUGCUCCACCCAACACCUCCACCUCGGGCUGAAUAAUACCUACCUCUCAACGCUUGCUUAAUCCCUAAUUCCACCUUUCCUCUUCCCAUAUCUGCCAUCUCAGCCAAGCACGGCAAUCCAGAAAAAGACCACCCGUACCCCCCGGGGCUUCGUCGCAAGCCCUAGGCACAAGUAGCAGACUCACUCACCACCCUCCAACAUGAGUUCAUUUGAGAAGUCGGUCAAGGGGGCGACCAAGAUCAAGGUGAGUUGGUAGCAUUCACGGUCUUGCUGGUUUGGCCUUCGGAUGGAUGCGAAUGCUAAUGCUCUUACUUUAUAGGCCGCCCCGCCAAAAUCAAAGUACGGAAACUGCCCCCCCAGACGUGCCAUUGAUCGAACCGGGACUAACUCGUAUAGAUAUAUCGAGCACAUACUGAUUGCAACACAUUCGGGAGAACAUGGAGUGGCGGAAGUCUUCAGGGCGUUACAGAAUCGAUUGCGCGACUCGACAUGGACAGUAGUAUCAAAGAGCUUGAUCACUGUCCAUUUGAUGAUCAGAGAGGGCUCGCCCGAUGUGACAUUGGCCUACCUGGCACGGCAUAGGAAUAUGCUGGCUAUAAGCAGUUUCUCAGAUGGUGGGUUCACCCGAAUCAUAGCUGUGUAAUGGCUCAGUCAUGACAGGCAAUUGGAUUGAGAAGUGCUAACAGAGCAUGGCUCAGUUCAAACCCAAGGGCGGAACAUCCGGCACUAUACCAAUUACCUGAGCGAACGAGCGAGAGCAUAUCGGGACACAAAAUGCGAUUACGUUCGAGGGGCAGAUGGAAGGUUAGAGAAGAUGUCAAUUGACAAAGGGCUCCUGAGAGAAACCGAGGUGGUUCAGAACCAGAUUACUGCCCUCCUCAAGUGUGAUGUGAGUGACAAAUGCUGGUUUGGUUCUAUUGGGAUAACUGCUAAAUAAAUAGGUUCUCGAAAAUGAAGCCGAAAACGAAAUUACCAUUACAAUCUUUCGGAUGCUCGUGUUGGAUCUUUUGGCCAUGUUCCACGUCAUGAACCAGGCCAUGAUAAAUAUGCUAGGUGAGCUUGUUUAUGGUAGAUUGAAAACUGACUACCACUAAACAUUUUUUUAGGGCACUUCUUUGAAAUGUCAAAACCAGAUGCGGAACGAGCUAUGGAAAUUUACAAGAAGUUUACAAAACAGACAGAUUUCGUAGUCCAAUAUCUAAGUGUUGCUCGACAGUACGAACACGCUACGAGGGUGGAGGUACCAAAGUUAAAGCAUGCACCCGUCAAUCUAGGAAAACAAUUAGAGGAUUAUCUGUUGGAUCCAGAUUUUGAAGUCAACAGAAGACAGUACAUAGCCGAACAAGAAGCCAGGAGAGGGAAGGUCACUACCAAUGGUGCUAGCAAAGUAUUGGCUACGAAAAGCGAAUCAGAAGCGAAAGCGGCAGCCGCACGCGCAUUUCCAGAUACCACAGCGGCAAAACCCGAACCUGCGAAAGCACCUGCUCCGGAUUUGAUUGACUUUUUUGAUUCAAUAGAGCAACCUAUGCAACCAAUGCCACAAAUUGCACCCCAACAAACUUCAUAUAAUCCAUUUAACAAUGUUGGAGCCACGCCUUUUCAAGCCCAACCACAACAACUCUCACAAAACGGCUUUGCUCAACCACAAAAUGGAUUCCAAAGUCCCCCGCAAUUCUCUCAACCAACCUUUAGCAACGGAUUUACCGGGAAUCAGCAACAACCUCAACCUCAACCACUUCAACCAAACUUCACUGGCGCUGGAUUUGGUGGAUAUACUCCGCAGCAGUCAUUUCAACCUGGAGCAUUGGGCUCCACUCCACAAGAAUCAUCUGCGUCUUUCGGACAGCCUCAACAGCUAGGUGCAAUGCAAACUGGUGGCGGAUUAGGUGCUCCACAAACCACCAACCCAUUCAGAAUUUCAAUGAUGAACACUCAGCCCACAGGAAUGUCAAAUCCGGGAUUUCCAAUGAGUCCUCCCGUCAGUUCGCCUAUAAAUCGUCAAAACACAAAUCCUUUUGCAAAAUCAACGUCACCUACCCCUAUACAGCAAUUUUCACCUAUACCGGAGCAUUUCACGCACCAGCCUCCUCCUGCUCUACAAGCGAUGGCUACAGGAACGAAUCCUUUUGCGAGAAAUAUGUCUAUGAGUACUGGUGCACAACGUCCACAAACCGCUGGUGGAUUAGUGCCCCAACCCACAGGAAGUACAAAUCCCUUCCGACAAAGUCAAUUUGUAAACCACGCAACGGGAGCAGGCUGGCAACAUAAUCAACAGCCUAUUGGUGGUGGGCUGGACCAACUUGAAACGGUCCCAGUAUUCCCUCGACCCGCGAAUGCACAAGCAUGGCAAUAAUGAGUGUGCAUUUUUGUAAAUAUGUUUUCCUGAUUUUGACGAUCUCAAAAGGAACUUUUUGAUGGGGAUUGAUAACAAGGCGUUACGAGAGAUAUUUUCCGUUUGUUCAUUUUUUUUUUUAACACUCUGGGGGGAAUGAGAAUGGAAUGCAUAGGUGGUAGGAAUGUAUGAUGGGUUACCGGGCCCUUGUGUGAGAUAGAUAUGGUGGGGAGAUUCGUUGAUAGAUACCGAAUCAGAGAAGGUGGGUGUUCUUGCCUGAUUCUAUUCAAUUCAAGGGGAUUUGAAUUUGAAUUCGAAUUGGAAUUUGGUUUACUUGAAUGUCAAUGUCAAUAGAUUGCUGG
This is a messenger RNA of Hymenoscyphus albidus, 3059 nucleotides long. The record is from the annotation of a GenBank genome assembly. NCBI's taxonomy places the organism in Eukaryota, Fungi, Ascomycota, Leotiomycetes, Helotiales, Helotiaceae.